Messenger RNA from Miscanthus lutarioriparius, 711 nucleotides. Lineage: Eukaryota; Viridiplantae; Streptophyta; Magnoliopsida; Poales; Poaceae. The record is from the annotation of a GenBank genome assembly.
AUGGCUACUAAUGAAUUGUCGUUGAAGCUCUUGAUUGACAUCAGGGCUCAGAAAGUCUGCUUUGCUGAGGCUGGCAAUGAUGUUGUUGAGUUCCUCUCCACCCUCUUGUGCCUCCCUGUGAGCACCGUCAUCAACUUGCUUACCAAGGAGCGAAUGGUUGGCAGCAUUGGGAAUGUUCUUGACAGUCUGCAGGAACUGGACACCAAGUAUGUGAUCUCGUCAACCAGGAGCAAGAAACUCUAUGUCAGCCCAGCUGUUGCUCCCAGUGUGCUGCAUCCUUUGCAGCCGUUGCUGGAUGUACCGCUAAAUGUCAGUGAUAGCUUUUUCACAUGUCAUGGAAAACCAGGCAGCUAUGGAACACUUGUUGCAUGUGGCUAUUUUUCUGCUAUCAAAGACACCAUAUGCCAUAGUUGCUUCAAGCCAAUGGGUGUAGAAAUGAAACAUAUCAAAGCAGAUGGGUUGGUGCCUGGGACUGCCACGUACACUGUCAUGGAUGUUCUAUCAAUAACUCCGGCAUCCAGCGUGUCUAGCAUUGCCGUGCUUGCGCAGAGUGGUGUGAAGGAUCUGAGCACGCUGCAAGAAAAGAUCGUGAAGAUUGGCAAGGAAGAGGCGUUGGAGAUACUCCUUGCUUCCUUGAAGUCCAAGACCGUCCUGACCGAUGUCUUUCUCCAGAAGAAAAAAGUUCGAUGCAAGAAGGAAACUGCUGCUUAA